Nothobranchius furzeri (turquoise killifish) is the source of this 7541-nucleotide messenger RNA. It is a transcript of the gene mtnr1al, whose product is annotated as melatonin receptor type 1A like. Gene Ontology annotation, cellular component: plasma membrane. The record is from RefSeq and is a predicted model, not a curated record. Gene Ontology annotation, molecular function: melatonin receptor activity. Gene Ontology annotation, biological process: G protein-coupled receptor signaling pathway. Lineage: Eukaryota; Metazoa; Chordata; Actinopteri; Cyprinodontiformes; Nothobranchiidae.
CGUAAGCACGCAGAGCGGAGGGAAGAAGGAGAGAGAAAGCGCAGAUCUUGUUGGAGCUUAAAGGCGCGUAAAGGGUCUCCACACUAACUCAGACGCUCGGAGAUGGACACGUUUGUUUCUGAAUGACCGGAAACUGAGCUGAACGGACUCGUGAAGCUGAAUGAAGCAGAGCGGCAACACCGGAGCGGUUUUGUGAAUGAAACAUCAUAGUGGAAACCUCUGCUUCGCAACAUGAAGCGCGUGACAUGAGCUGAUGUGGCCGACACUUUUUUAGUGUCACUAUAGAUUUUUUACAGAUAUUUCCAUUUAAAAAGAUCGAAGUUUUUCCUGCCUUCACUGAGUUCUAACAAACUAACCCGUCACUAAAAUGCUCUGCUAUGCUUUCUUUGGAGACUUGGACGCGUAACUGCCUCCGUUACGCGUAGCCAUGCGCACAGCUUUAGGAAGCUCCGGUUCUGACCUCCAUGCGUCAUGCUGAAUGGACCCACUAUACGUGGCUACGACCCGAUGCGACUCGCCGACCCGAGGCACCUUCCGCAACUGAUGUCCCUGGAGGACCAUGAGCCCACCUUAGUGGAAGGGACUCUGGAGCCCCGCAACUCCACGCCGACAGGGGAGGAGGGGGCUCCGGGUCAGCAGCACUACUCCUUCCCCUGGGUGGCCACCGUGCUAGCCGGCGUCCUGAUUACGACCAUCGUGGUGGAUGUUAUCGGUAACCUGCUGGUCAUCGUGUCUGUGUUCAGAAACAGGAAACUCAGGAAAGCAGGAAAUGCCUUCGUAGUAAGCCUGGCCUUCGCUGACUUGGUGGUCGCCAUCUAUCCGUACCCUUUGGUCCUUACCGCCAUCUUCCAUGAUGGUUGGAUUGCAGGCUACAUCCACUGCCAGAUCAGCGGCUUCCUCAUGGGUCUCAGCGUCAUCGGCUCCAUCUUCAACAUAACCGGGAUCGCCAUCAAUCGUUACUGCUACAUCUGCCACAACCUCAAGUACGACAAACUGUUCUCCAGCAGCAACACCAUGUGCUACGUCAUGUUCGUCUGGACGCUUACAAUCCUCGCCAUUGUGCCCAACUGGUUCGUGGAGUCCCUGCAAUAUGACCCACGGGUUUACUCUUGCACGUUUGCGCAGUCGGUCAGCUCCCUGUACACCAUCACUGUGGUGGUGGUGCACUUCAUCUUGCCAAUUGGCAUCGUCAGUUACUGUUACCUGCGUAUUUGGAUUCUGGUGAUCCAGGUGCGGCGGAGAGUCAAGCCAGACUCACGACCCAAAAUCAAACCUCAUGACCUCCGCAACUUUCUCACCAUGUUCGUGGUAUUUGUGCUCUUUGCUGUGUGUUGGGCGCCAUUGAACCUCAUCGGCCUGGCGGUGGCGUUGGACUCCAGGCUGAGCCGGGCCAUUCCCGAGUGGCUGUUCACGGCCAGCUACUUUAUGGCAUACUUCAACAGCUGCCUCAAUGCCGUCAUCUACGGUGUACUGAACCACAACUUCAGAAAGGAGUACAAAAGGAUCGUCCUGAUCAUCUUCAAGUUCCAUUGCUGAGAUCAAACAGGACACAAGACAUGAGGAAAGGGGUUAUUUUCAACUUUGCGGAUGAGAAAACACCGAUAAAAAGCCAUGAGCAAAUGAGAUGAAAGAAAGCAGGACUGAUGAAGGGGGAAAGAAAACAAAACACUGUGAAAGGAAGAAGGCUGAACAUGAGAGAAAAAUAGAGGAACUUUAACAGCGGGAGGAAGCAGAGUAAAAUAAAUGAUGCCACACUGAGUUAUCAGUGAUGCCUUCAGGGAAACUAGGAGAGGUUACAAAUGUAGAGAGCCAGACUGAGAGCAGAGUUUAGAAAUAACUUAGUAAUGUGUUUCUCCAUGACUUUCUUUGCUAAGAGGGUCAUGAAUAACUGUUGAAAUGACAAAAUUAAUGGUUGUUUUUGUUUUUCACCAACUUCAUAUUUCAUUUAGAGGUCAGGAUAUAUUGUGAUCAUCCUCUUCCACCUGAUUUAUUUUGGUGUGAAACAUGCUGCAGAACUUCUCUAAAACUGUGAGUUUGUGUAGUUUAUUCAUAGCAGCAUAAAGCCACAAUAUGAUGAAAAUAACAAAGCAGUGCUUCUGAAUCGUUGAACCCAGAAGCACGUUUUUAACAUCACAAUUUAAACUGACCUCAGACAUUUUCUACUUGAGUUGAGCUAACUUGCAAAAAAAAGGUUUGACCAUUUUAUUAAAGGGAACAAGCCAUUAGGUCAAAGACAAACAGAGAUUAAACUAAACUUGGACUGAAUGAAUUGCUGACCUCACUGGACCGUUUAAAUUUUAACAACAUGGAUGGAGGGAUGGAUUGAUAUUUCUCCACCUAGAGAACCUAGAGUUUCUUUUUCAAAUUUGCAAAAGAACAACUGGCAACAUUAUGAACUGUGCAGAUUUAUUCUAAAUGCAAAUAACCCAACUAGCCCAAGUAAAAGCACAAGUGCCACAAACUGCUUUUUAGGGUUAGGGUUCUUACUGUUCUUACUGUUCUUUUUAAACGAAAACGUUUUUAAAAAGUCUAUAAUGUUCUAAUAAAUUAAUACAAUUUCACUGACUAAAUCCAGUCUGUAUUUUAGUUUAAGCUGAAGGUCAUAUAAAAUGACUAACCCUAACACUAACUGUUCAAUAUAGUGUUUUUUUUAAUCAGUGAGACUAUUAUUUUUCAGCUGAUUAUCAAAGCAAAAUUGAAGUCAAGUAUACACAUUAAAACUUAAGCUUGAGUUUUACUUGCUGACAAAUUUUAAAGCUGCAGAUAAAAAGUGAAGAUCAGGACCUGGAGGUAUCUGCUCCAUCAAGGAGCUUUGAGGAAAAAACAAAGUGGUACCAGGAUGUGUAACGUGGUUCAACAAGUAUUUUCACACCUGGAGUUUGGUUCCAUUGGUGCGAUUAGUUCAUAAGUUUGUGGAUUUCUAUUUUUUUUUUCUUUAAUUCAGUUUCUGUUCACACAGAGAAAACUGCAAACAAAACAUGUCACUAGCCAGGUGAGAAUGUUCACCUGCAUCAGCUGCUGUUUCCUGUUUGUGGCACUGUGCCUUCAUUUAAAGUGGCAUUAUUUACAACAUGAACUUAAUAUUUCACAUCCAAAACGAUGAACUUGUACCAGAGAUAAUUAGCCCCACGUCCGAGGGAAAGGUAAUAAUGAAACAAGGAUAUUGUGUCCAGACUGAAGACCAAAUUAUCAGAAGUUAACAUGAUUUAAUUUUUACGCCCCAAAAACAUGCUUAAAUAUCAGUCAGCAUUUUAUCCAUACAACAUUGAUCUUUGGGCUACUUCCCUAGUCUACUUUGAAAUGUAGUACUUCAGUUUUAUCCUUCACAAUAAAAGUCUCACAUACCUGAAAAUAUGUUAUCAAUAGAGUUGUCUGAUAAAACUCAAAAAACUACAUUUUAUGAAAACCAAGUUGUUUAUUCUCUUUUUUGUCUUUGCAUGCACACAUCCUUCAUCACUGAAUUAUCUUUUCAGGACCAAUCUAGACACGUUGCUGACUUUGGCUAACCCUACCUUUGUGACAGGAGCAGCCAAGGUGGGAAAACCUCUCCGCAUCUGUCAUAAUCUGCAUUAAUAUGUGGUGUUGAAUCAUUUACAAACAAAACAAGUUAUUGUGAAAGUAUCUUUGCCAGAACAAAGCAAUACUGUGUGAGAAUUUUUCAGCCGUGUCUCACACAUUCAAACUGAGAGUGUACAAUACCAAAACGAACACCAUAUCUCAGCCGCUGUACUCAAUUUUCACAUCAAAUGUUCUGAGCUGUGAAAACAUUUCCUUCAAAUUUGAAUAGUUACCAUGAUUUUUUUUUACCAAAAGAAAAGAGUAAGAAGAAAAUGAAGAUGAGUUAUUUAAGUUUUAAACGGUUCUCUGACCACAUCACUGUGUCACUUAGAGAGGUAAAGGUUACAUAUGUGUGAAUGCAAGGAGUGCUGCUGAUACUGUGGUUGCUUCAACCUCAUCUUAAUGUGUGUGUGUGUGUGUGUGUGUGUGUGUGUGUGUGUGUGUGUGUGUGUGUGUGUGUGUGUGUGUGUGUGUGUGUCCUACUGCCCUGGGACCAGUUCUUCCCUGGCUUAAAGGUCCAACAAGGACAGUUAAAUUGGUAGCAGGUCCAGGGGUUAAAAGAGUGUGUUUUCCUCAUGCCAAAUCGUUGCUGGCUCCACUCUAUCUAUAUGUUUCUAUAGGAAACUUUAAAGUGGAGGCACUUCCUCAGCCAUUUUAAAGUGAAACACCCUCUUAACUGACAGCAACUUUACAUGAAAGCUGCAAAAGUGCUGUUUGGUGGAUUUUAUUCCCACUCCCAAUUGUUAAUCCAGAUUAUCAUCUCAGACAUUAUAAGUGUAAAGCUGUCCAGUGUUUAAAGCAUUUUUCUUAUUUCAGUAAGAAUUUGUUUUUAUUUGUCUUUUAACUGGAGUGAAAUUACACAAACAACCACAUUUAAGGUCUGUCAUUUCUUUCACUUUUGCCUGCUGUUUACUAAUGGCGUUUGCUCUUUUAGACAUAAAGACAGAUGUCAAGUAAACUUUCAACAGAGGGUGAAAAAUAAAACUAAGGACAUGAUUUUUAAAAGCAAUUAGUUCAAAACCCCUUUGUUAAAAUGUCAUGAUUUCUGUUUCUUGUUCCAUAAACAUUUCCUGAAAUUUUCAUUUUCAUACAUUCACCCAUCAUUGUACGGGAUCAAAUUUACAAUUCAGUCUGAAAAAAACAUUCUGAUUUCACCAGAAUUAGAGGUUGAUUGGACCUAAUUUGCACUGAAUUCUCUCUUAUUGUCUUCAUUUGUAUUCUGACAAUGCCUUCUGAGUCCAGAGAGAUGGAGGAACAUCUCAUAUGUACUGUAGAGCACAACAAAUCCUGGUGGAUGUGGUUCAUAAACUCUCUAAACAAUAAGAUGAGUAGCAACUCAAAAUCUGAACUGUGUUCAAACGGACAUGGUGUGACUCCCUAACGGAGAAAGUCUAUACAAAAUAUUCAAAGGGCAACUCAAGGAAAAAAAAAAUAAAAAUACAAUCUGGUCAUCUAGAGCUAUCUUAAGGAAAAUUGGAUCUAAUCAACCUGAUGAUGCAAAUGAAAUCAGGUCGAACAAAGCCUGAAACCACGUUUGGAGUCUCAGUUGUAAGUUUGAUCUGAGGGGUAAACUCCAGCUGCAAAAAAGUGAAGCCAACAUGGAAGUGACGAAAACUGCUGUCCCCCUUCUGCUUAAUCCAGCAAAGGCCUCAAUUUCACCUGCUUCCAAGAUGCAAUGAGGAGGAAGAUGAUCUAAGCCAACAUCACACGUAGUAUGGAGAGAAACAGUGAGAUCUCACUGGGCAAAGACCAUUGGUGACAAAACAACAGUGUUCUCAAGGGAGUUUAUUAAGUAUCUCAAAAUAGUUGCUAGAAUUCUCCAUUUCCUUGAUUAAUUUGCUGGGCUCCACUUUUGUAUGAAACUUGGACUAUUUUCAAUAAAUCUGUAGAACAAUUUUCUCAUAUAGGUUACUAAGGGUGUCUGGAAACUAACUCUAUUCUGUCAGAAAGUUCAAGAAACUAGAGAUGCAACAAUACCACUUUUUUCCAAACCGAUACGAUACCGAUACUUGGAUCUGAAUAAUCGCCGAUACCGAUUACCGAUACCUAUACUUCUACCACACAAUAAAAUGCAAUGAUUUGGAAUACAGAUUUUACUUUCUUCUCUGCUUUCAACAGGAAAGGACUGUGAGGUAGAUAAAAAGUAAAAUAUAUGAAUGGAAAUCAUCACAAAACUAAAAUAUUAGGCGAAUAGAAAUGACAAGUUACAGUGAAGCCAUUUUCAAGCAACUGCAUUGGUAUUGGUUCCUGGUAUCGGUUAACCUUUACCGAUACCGAUACCAGUAUCAUAUCUGUAUCGGCACCGAUACCGAUACCAGUAUCGUAUCUGUUUCUGCACCGAUACCGAUACCAGUAUCGGUAUCGGUGCAUCCCUACAAGAAACAUGCUACAACUGAUUAGAGAUUAAAAAUAAAAAAAGACAGCAUCUAAUUUUCCAAGAGUCAAUAUCAGGAUAAGUCGCAAACAAUUAAAACAUAUAGAAGAUGUGUUGAUACAGAACUGCAGCAAGACACUUUGGUACAAAUUGGUUACACAAUAUUUGCAGGUAAUUUGUAUUUUUGGCAUAAACAAACAUGUCAUACAAAGCCAUUCAGUGUGGUUUCACCUGAAAAUGUGAGUACUUUCUCACAGUGCUGUGUCUAAGUAGUUGACAUGCUCACUUCCAGUGAGAAACUGGUUUUCAGAGAACUAAAAGCUGAGAUGUGUUGGUUGAUAAAUCCAAAUAUUUACGUUCUCUCAAAAUCACGAGCUUCUGCAAGCUUUGCACAUUUGUUAUUGAUUUCUCUGUGUUCUGUGGUUAAUCUGUUUCCCUAUUUCUAAGAAAAAUAUGUACUUUUCAUUUUACAGACUUGUUUUCUGUCCCAGUUAGCAUCUGUUAGCAAUGAGACAGUCGUUCUUUUUUCCCUGUCUGUUUGCCCACCACCUAACUCUUUCAUCUGCCAGUGUUGGGUCUAAAAUUAAUAUUUCAUUUGUAUUUUUUUUUCUUGGUUCAAAUUGAAUAAUUUUAAAUGCAUUUAAUCUCAGAGCUCCUUUGUCAUAAUGUGUCCUCAUUGAUGCAUUUCCCAAGGUUAGAAAGGGCUAUAUUUCAGGCUCUCAGUUGUUUUAAAUCAUCACACAAUAAUCUCCUCCGCAAACUAAAUUUUAAAUCAAAGAGGACGAAAUUGUAAUUGUUGGGCCUAGAAUAUGCCUGAGAGUUGAUUUUGUUACCUAUGCUCAAAGCCAAACUAAAUGAUUCAAAUGUCUGUAGCUAUAAGCUGAUGAAAAUCAGUGUUUAUGUUGCUUUUGAGUUUCCCAGCACAUGUAGCUAUGAAUGCACAUCCUGUGAUGUUGCGGUGAGUAAACGAAGCAUCAGUAUGACCCAGUUAGAGCAGUCUGAUUGCAUCAGAAGCUAAUUUAAUUGGUCUGCUGAGAAUUUUCAAUCACCGAAUCAGCCUUCACCUGUUGUUAGAUGCGUCAUCACAUCCCUUUUAUUUCUAUUGUUAGAAAUUAAAGCAAGCUCGUUGUUUAUGUGCUUGGAGCUGCCGACAAAAUGAGAAAAUGUAAUAAAGUGUAUGUGUCUGAGGCAGAAGGCCAGCCAGCUGCAGCAAAAGCUACCAGCACGCAGUCGGAGAAUGUACCUGUUUUCCUUUCCACACACCGGUUUGCACAUCGCCGUGGAGAAUGUUUCUUCUGAAUGUCUGUAAUGCUGAUGAGACGAAAGAAACCAAUCGAGCCAUGAACAAACAUGUCUUAAUAAAGGAACGUUCACUGUGACAAUGCGUCCUGGUCUCUUUGUUUCACGCUUUCAGCACUCCCCACGCUACACGUAGCAGCUAUCUUAGCAUCUAAAAUACCAAACGCUAAUCAAACGUUGCAGUGAGAUUCAGAUGAAAGAUCCUGCAAGUAGCAUGGAUCAGAUUUCUUGGUGUUUCUCUGUGAUUUUAGUCAACAUGAACCUGACAGCUGUCUGGUUUCUCUCCAGUUGCACACACACACACACACAC